Rhipicephalus sanguineus (brown dog tick) is the source of this 1433-nucleotide messenger RNA. RefSeq lists its product as uncharacterized. The transcript has 2 exons. NCBI's taxonomy places the organism in Eukaryota, Metazoa, Arthropoda, Arachnida, Ixodida, Ixodidae. The record is from RefSeq and is a predicted model, not a curated record. The coding region runs from base 252 to 1433 and encodes 393 amino acids.
GCCACUGUUCGAGUAAGUUUAUUUCAAGGUGUGUCUAAUGGAGUACGUUUAUUCCAGGAGUCCUCCACGACUUCCUGAUCGGCUUGGCGGUCCUGGCUUGCCUGUCCCUAAAUCUGUACGUGCUUGUCAAGUUUUCCGGACCCAUUGUCCUCGACUCCCUCUGCGAGUACGUCUCGAGAGAAGCCAACGCCUCUAAGUCGAGGCCGGGCGCUGACGUCCGUGACUAUGACGCGUCGGACGACGACGACGGCAUGCCAGAGGACGUGUUCGACGGCAUCUCGAAACUCGUGGCUCGUCUCAAGAAACCCAAGUUGCCAAAGACCACGGGUGAAGAAGGCGUUCCGCUUCUGCCCUCUUCGAAGUCGUCACCGGCUGGCACACCAGAGGAAUCGAACGAAGACGACGGUGACGACCAGAGCGUCGUCUUCUACGACGAGGACACCUCCAAGUUACCGAAGACCACGGGUGAAGACGGCGUUCCACUUCUGCCCUCUUCGAAGUCGCCAUCGGCUGGCACGCCAGAGGAAUCGAACGAAGACGAUGGUGACGACCAGAGCGUCGUCUUCUACGACGAGGACACCUCCCAGAAUGCAACAGAAGAUGCUCCGCAGAUCUCGCCAGUACGUCCUCCUCGACAUCCGAAAGGCCCUGGCGUUAGUGGAUUGGGAUCGGCAUCCGGGGACGACGCUUUUCUCGACCCCAAGCAGACCCUUGGUGAACGAGACGGUAGUUCGCCAGAAAAGGCGUCUCCGGGGUCUGACGUCGCAGUCGCUGGAAGUCCCGAGGAAGAUUGGUUCUCGUCCGGCAGACGACGCUGGAUCGGCCGCUAUGACGUCACCGUUGCGCGGACGUCGAAAUACGAGAAACGACGUCUCCAAACGACCGCCGCGCUCUCUGACGGUCGAUGUUCUGAACUAAGCGGUAGUGGAUCUUCGUUGCCGGAGCAACGAGCGACGUACGACUUGUUCGUUGAGCGUUGGUCGAGUAGCGCGACUGCAGACGCCGCCAGCGACGUCUCGUUCUUGUCCGAUGACACUCUAAAUUGUCCUAUGGGCCAAAAUGUUGACGGAAGCUUCUCGAGCAACAGCGGCGGCAGCAGCAAAGGACUCCGGGAGACUCAGUUUCACCGAGGGCCCCUAAAGCGCCCACCAAGAAGUUCCGGAACGUCAGCAAAAUCUCACUCUUCAUCGGAGCAUGACGUCAGUGGCUCAGCGCCAACUUGGAAAUUUCUUUCCGGGCCUCACGAAGAGAAACGCGUGCAAAAGCCAGCCAACCACGACGUUCAAGUCGCAUCCGCAAAAAAUCUGAAUCCAAGCUCGCGCGCAGGCGAAAAGUUGAUCGAAGCACGUCGGAACGACCACAAAAAGAUAAACAGCGAUAAAGCUGAAGUCGUUGGCUGGUUUGAUGACGUUUCUUCAGAAAGCGGCGAAUGA